CAAAAGCCGUUUUGUGGGAGGAGUGUGUCCGGGGCGGCCGCGGGCGCCGCCGCCCACCGACGUGCCCGACCGUUCGGCCGGCGCCGCCGUCGCGACAUUACAGUUCCGACCGGAUCACGUACCGUACCAUCCGUGCUGGCAGCGCGCGUCCCCACGACGCAUAUCCGUCGGACUAUAAUAUACCACAAUAUUACCUAGUAUAAUACCCGUCAUAACGUACGUCGUUUCCCGAUCGGAAAUCACGUCGAGAUUUGCGACAUUGUUUUGAUCGUAUACCUACUUAUACCAAACUAAUAACUACCGACGUACACUCGCCGUGACGAUCGCACUUUAUAUACAUACUACGAACCUCCGGCGUCGAUCGCACGACAAUAACAAUAAUAAUAUAAUCGUUUUUCGGGAACUGAUUUCACGAUAAUAAUCGCGCAUAGAUUUUUGGCGAAAUAAUCACGCUCGGACGGGCGCAUUUUCCGUUUUUCCAGCCGGCGUCCACUGCUGCAGCCGCCGCCGCCGUCGUCGUCCCGUGCGAUGGAGAUCACAGUGUCCGCGCCGAUCGACUUUAGCGUGUCGGUCAAGAGGACGCCGCCGACGGCCGUCGUCAGGACGCCAACGUCCGGGGCCGCCGCGGCCGCCGCUGCGGCUGCUGCUGCCGCUGCCGUCGCGACGAGCUGUGCUGGUGGUGCGUCGUCCGCCACCGCCGCACAGCAGCAGUCCAACGACGAUCGCCGCUCGCCCGCGGCCAUACCGUCGUCCGGUCUCCUGAAAUUCGUCCAGCACGAUCACCAACACCAUCAUCACCAUCACCACCAUUCCACGGGUGCCGCCGUCAUGAACGCAUCGGUCGUGAACGGGCACCAUCACAGCAGCUCCGGCGGCAACAGCGCGUUCCGCUUGGUCACUCCAAAAGCCAAACAUAACGAUUGCAUAAAAUUCGGUAUCAGCCGCCUGGUGGAAAAGUUCAACGACAGCCGUUCGACUUACGAUACGUCGUACGCUGCGAACAACAACAACAAUAUCACCAAGAGCCUCAACGAACCGGAUGUCGACAACCGUCGCGGUGACGAUGACGACGACGAACGAGAAGUGAAGAGGUGCACGAGAGAGUCGGCCCGAAAGAUAUGGUCGCCGAUGAGGAGUUCACCGUCGCCGUCUUCAUCGUCCGAAUUGGACGUGGAGAGCCGAUUAGCGUCUCCGGACAUCGACGUGACCAAGUGCGGCACUACCCCGCCACCACCGAUACAACAACCACAGCCUGCCGUCUCCAUAGUGCAGGUGACCACUCGCAAGCCACCCGUAACCGCCAAGAACUCGGAAGCGUUCAGCGUCAGCGCGCUACUCAAGCCGGACGCACCCCGCACCACCAGACAUCCGUUCAACAACCAUCACCACCACCAUCAGCAACACCAUCAACAACACCAUCACCAGCAGCAGCAGCCACCGGCCAUGACAGCCGCCGAUACUAUAUCGGUCACCAGAUCGCUGUUAUAUCCGGCCGUCCAGUUCCCGGAUCUGAUCAAAGACACCCGGAAGGAAGUGCACCUGCACCCGUCUGCGGCCAAUGCGCUGCUCCAGAAACACUUUUCCGGUUUUAGCUUUCACCCGCACUUCUAUUCGGCCGCCAACAUGCUGAACCCGUCCAGCGGCUCACCUGAGCACGUUGGUAGCGGCGCGGGUAGUAGUGGCAGUGGUGAUCCGCACACUGACAACAAUCACAACUUGCUCACUAGCUCGCUGUAUCUGAGCCUGGGCGCCGUCCAGGCCGCCGCCGCUGCCGCUUUUGUCCAUCCACUGUCUACAACCGGCAUGAGUUCGCCGGCGGCCAAUCCGUUCCACUCGUCGGGGCAACAGCAGACUUCGGGUGGCGUUGUGGUGCCUCAUCCGUCGGCCGAGGACAUGAUGAAGCUGCGGCAACAGUUUGCACCCGGCGCCAAUCAGCCGCUGGCCGCCGCGCCUCCGUCGGACCCCGGAGGUCACAUGCGACACCACCACAUGCUGAUGAGGGGCUCAGUAUUCGGAGACGUGUACUCGUGCAUCAAGUGCGACAAAAUGUUCCCCACGUCGCAUGGCUUGGAGGUGCAUUCCCGGAGGUCGCACAACGGCAAGAGGCCGUUCUCGUGCGAGCUGUGCAACAAAUCUUUCGGCGCCGAGAUAAGCCUGAACCAACACCGGUGGCUCUGUUGUCGUCGAUCGGCGCACAACGUAGAAAAACUGUUUGAAUGUAAACAGUGUGGCAAAACGUUCAAAAGGUCAUCUACUUUAUCUACGCAUUUGCUAAUCCACUCAGACACUCGACCAUAUCCAUGUCAGUUUUGCGGAAAACGAUUUCAUCAGAAAUCCGACAUGAAGAAGCACACUUACAUACACACAGGUGAAAAACCGCACAAAUGUCAGGUGUGCGGCAAAGCGUUCAGCCAGUCGUCAAAUCUAAUUACGCAUAGCCGGAAGCAUACUGGGUAUAAACCGUUUGCGUGCGACCUCUGCGGCCGUGCUUUUCAGCGUAAAGUCGACCUCCGCAGGCACAAGGAAACGCAACACACUGAUUUCCGGUCUGGAAAUCUCACGUAAGCCAAACCACCAACUCUAUCACACACAUAAAAAAAAAAUAAAAACAAAAAAAAAAAUAUCUGUAAUAAUAAAUUGUCUCGUAUAUAACACUAUAUUAUAACUCGCACCUGUAUCCACUUUUACAUUACAUUGUUAUAUAUAUAAUAUAUGACUAUAUACUUAUAUAUUAUAUUAAAUAUGUAUAUAAGUGUCUUAUCGUUUCUUCUGUUUCUUUAUUUUUGAACUUCGUUGUUUACAAAGUUUUUCCGAUUUCAAUGAUCAAUGGUAAAUCAUCAUGGUUAUAAUUAUUAGUAUUAUUAUUAUUAUUGUCGUUAUAUUGGAUUAAAUGUAAAUCGCAGUCGCUGUGUGUUCAUCGUGUAUUAUAAUAUUUUAUUAUAUUGUACACACUUCGACAUGUAUUUCUUAAAUUAAAUUAUGUAAUUCAUAUUAUAAUACUUAAUAUUGUGUAUUUAUAAUAUAUAACAUACACAUAGAUAUUAUACUAAGUAUAAAAUCAAUGAGUAUAAAAUAUAGUUAAAUCAUAAAUCAUUAUGAACGUGCUUUUAAU
Aphis gossypii (cotton aphid) is the source of this 3112-nucleotide messenger RNA. RefSeq names its product protein glass (gene sens-2). NCBI's taxonomy places the organism in Eukaryota, Metazoa, Arthropoda, Insecta, Hemiptera, Aphididae. The record is from RefSeq and is a predicted model, not a curated record. The coding region runs from base 529 to 2565 and encodes 678 amino acids. The transcript is spliced from 5 exons.